Molecule: messenger RNA, 640 nt
Organism: Medioppia subpectinata
Lineage: Eukaryota; Metazoa; Arthropoda; Arachnida; Sarcoptiformes; Oppiidae
Source: the annotation of a GenBank genome assembly
AAAAGUUGCGAAACUUUUAUCUAUGUUUUGUCGAAAUCAUUGUUAAAAUAAAUUGAAUACAAAUUUAUAAUUAAAUUAUUGACAAAAUGAGUGAAAAGAAAGGCGUUUUGUUCGUGUGUUUGGGAAACAUCUGUCGGUCACCGAUAGCUGAGGCCGUCUUCAGUCAUGUCCUCAAACAACGAGGUCUUGAAGAGAAGUGGUUCACAGACAGCGCCGCCACAGGCAAUUGGCACUCAGGACACAGACCCGACUCACGAGCGCUCACUGUUUUGCGAAGACAUGGCGUCCACACCGACCACAGGGCCCGACAGAUAUGCGACGAAGACUUUGACCGGUUUGAGUACAUCUUCGGAAUGGAUGGCAAUAAUAUCGAUGAUAUCAACGACGAGAAGCCCAGAGGCAGCAAAUGUGUGGUCGAGUUGUUGGGCAAAUACGACCCCCAGAAGCAGACCAUCAUUAAAGAUCCCUAUUAUGGAAGUGGCGAUAAGGGCUUUGAGACCAAUUAUGAACAGUGUUUGCGUUGCUGUAAUGCAUUUUUGGAUCAGUUUCAGUGAUGUUUUUUGCUUCUUUUGUUUGAUAUCUCUAUAUCUGAGAAAUUUUUUUUUGUGUAAUUUAAAACGAUUUUUAAGUUAUAUGUUUG